AUGCCUUCUAUCGCGAAUAAGUCGGUUCUUGUGAUAGGCGGUUCGUCCGGUAUCGGCUACGCGGUUGCAGAAAAGUGUCUCGCAGAGGGCGCAAAAGUCCACAUCGCGUCGUCGUCCCCCUCGCGCGUCAAUGCAAGCGCUUCCUCUUUGAAACAAAAAUUCCCUAAAGGGGAAAUUUCUGGUCAUGUUUGUGAUCUUGCUGAUCGCAACGUGGAGCAGAACCUUGAAAAUCUCCUAGGAACUAUGAAGCCCCUUGAUCAUAUUGUGUUCACCGCUGGUGAUGCACUUGCCAUCAAACCUCUGGAAUCGAUUGACCUCGACGCCAUUCAACGAGCUGGACACCUUCGUUUCGCUGUUCCUCUUCUGGUUGCCAAGCUUGCGCCCCGUUUCUUGAACCCUGGCUUCCAAUCUUCUUAUACUUUGACUACUGGUGUCGGUUCACAAAAACCGUUCCCUAACUGGUCUAUGAUCUCUGGUUAUUUGUCGGGACUCCACGGAAUGACUCGUAACUUGGCUCUUGAUCUUAAGCCGCUACGAGUGAAUUUGGUGAGCCCUGGUGUAGUUGAUACACCUCUCUGGGGCUCCGACGGUGUUCCAAAAGAAAUGAGUGGAUAUACAACUUUGGGAAAGGUUGGCACGCCUGAGGAAGUUGCAGAAGCAUAUUUAUACCUUAUGAAAGACACAAAUGCCACUGGUAGCUGCAUUAGCACCAAUGGAGGGUCACUUUUGCUGUAA
Molecule: messenger RNA, 735 nt
Organism: Penicillium soppii
Lineage: Eukaryota; Fungi; Ascomycota; Eurotiomycetes; Eurotiales; Aspergillaceae
Product: oxidoreductase, short chain dehydrogenase/reductase family
Exons: 1
Coding region: 1-735 (244 amino acids)
Molecular function (GO): oxidoreductase activity
Source: RefSeq, a predicted model, not a curated record